UGUAGAUCGGUUGGAGUUGAGGCACUGCCGUUGUGGCUGCUGUCUGUUUGGGAAAUAAAGCUUGGUUCACACCUAAAACCAUCCAGGAAUCUUGGAUUGCUCUAGAUUAUUAUUCAGGCACAAAUGGACUUUCCGCCUGUACUGACUGAGAGCAUCAGAGGAGUCAUAGCUGGCUUCAAGCCCACACACCUGUGAAAUUACCAUAUCUCCUGCUGCGGUUCCUGCAAAAUUAGCAGUCCUUGACCGAGAAACAGAGAUAUAGGAACCUGUCCUUUUCCUAUGGAUUACAGACCUAUAGGAUACCCUGUUUGGGUUUAUCAUUUUUAACGCUCAUUGGCAGUCUGAAGUUCUUAAGAGUCAAUGAUUGAGAGGCAUUCAAAAUUUCUGGUAGGAGUGCCCAUUAGAAAUGAGAGUACCUAACCUCAAGGUGAAAUCAUUGCUGUUUGUGCCAGAGAUAAAUAUAGCUUGCAUUCUUUAGCUUAAGCACUAAAGAGCCUCACGCAUGUAAUGCAGACUGAGAACCUUUGCUAGGAAGCUCCAGACCUUAAACGGAAAUAUGGGCCCUCCCGUUUCAAACAUGCAGGGACCACCAGCUGUACCCAAGAUGGGCGUUCGAGCCAGAGUGUCAGAUUGGCCCCAGAGAAAGGACAGUAGCCAUGGGUCUCCACCUAGAUAUGACAGCUUGAUGUCAAAUUUCCAGAACAGAAAAUUCAGUCAGGAUACCGAUGAUGUCAUCAAUCAAAACCAGGGGUCUCCGAACAAGACCAGCUUUCUCGAGGCCAAGUACGGGUUACUCAGUCAUUCGUCAAGUAAAGGCUUUCAUCCCCUUCAGAAGAAAAGCAACAGUGACAUUACCAUCAGUGAUAUUGGUGUAGAGGAUGUUGAUCAGACAACCAUUAACCCCAACACUGGUGCUUCCUUACACCGUGAUUAUGGUAGCACCUCCUCUGUUGACCGACAUGGUUUGUCUAGUGAAGUGUUUUUCACUACACCAAGAGCCCACCCACCUGAGCACUCAGAGCAGCCCAGUGCCCCACCUCCGCAUGGAUUCCCAGAGUACCUACAGUAUGACACCAUUUCUCCGAGCCUCCAGACUGCAACUCAGAUAGCUCAAGGGGACCUUGUCUGCAUCCCAAACUACUCUGAUUAUGUGGACAGCUCACUCUUUUACAAUCAGGAAAGAGAGAGGUCUUUCUUACAGAGGCAAAAAUCAGAGAAGGGGGAGACUUCAGUAUUUCGUAAGUUGAAGACUAUGAAGAGUGAACCCAAGCAUUUGACUGAACAGGAUGAUUGUAGCAGACAUGGCUGCACUUUAAGUUUCCAGAGAUGUUUUGCACAUUAUGAUGUACAGAGUGUUCUUUUUAACAUUAGUGAGGCCGUUACCAACCGGAGUAACCUUGCACGCAGGAAGAACAUUACUACUGGAGCUUCUGCUGCAUCAAAGCACCAUACUGUUGGGGCAGGAGAUAGUACUGAAUCUUUGCCUGUGUACCCAGAGUCUCCUCUGGGUAGCUGUGAGGAUCUUGGACAGAAAGCUUGCACUGAUCUAGAUGAAGGAGAUGGGAAGAGCAAUGGUAUGGUGCUCAGCUGCCCUUACUUCCGCAAUGAGGUAGGUGGUGAAGGAGAAUGGAAACUAGGACUCACAAGGACCAACAGCACCAACUACAGUAGUGGAGGUGAGAGCUGUACUGUUGAGUCCACUCUCAGCUCUCACUGUAAAAAUGCAGGGGUAUCUGUACUGGAGUUACUGCAUGAUAAUUACUCAUCUCAUGAGAAUUAUGCGGUUCCCCGGGACUACAUUAAACGCUACGUCAUUGAGCACAUCGACAUGGGGGCGUACUAUUACUACAAGUUCUUCUACAACAAAGGGCAUCAGAACUAUUUUGGUCUGGAUGAGAACCUGGGCCCAGUGGCAGUGAGUGUGCGCAGAGAGAGACUGGAGGAGAGCAAAGAGGCAGUACAGUACAACUACAGAGUAAUCUUCAGAACCAGUGAGCUCACUACCUUGCGAGGGUCUAUCUUGGAGGAUGCUGUGCCCUCCACUGCAAAGCACGGCUCUGCACGUGGCCUACCUUUGAAGGAAGUGCUGGAGUAUGUGGUGCCUGAACUCAACAUCCAGUGCCUUCGACUGGCCAUCAACUCACCCAAAGUGUCAGAACAGCUGCUUAAACUGGAUCAACAGGGGUUGGGUUAUCAACACAAAGUGGGGAUCCUGUACUGCCAAGCCGGCCAGAGCACAGAGGAGGAGAUGUACAAUAAUGAAAGUGGCAGUCCAGCUUUGGAGGAGUUCCUGGAUCUGCUUGGCCAAAGAGUUCGCUUAAAGGGUUUCAAUAAGUACAGGGCUCAGCUGGACAAUAAGACGGAUUCUACAGGCACUCAUUCUCUCUACACUGUCUAUAAGGACUAUGAACUAAUGUUUCAUGUCUCCACAAUGCUCCCUUAUACACCCAACAACAGGCAGCAGCUGCUGAGGAAGAGACACAUUGGGAACGACAUUGUUACAUUAAUUUUCCAGGAACCAGGAGCACUACCAUUCAGUCCCAAAAACAUCCGCUCCCACUUCCAGCAUGUCUUUAUCGUCAUUAAAGUACACAAUCCUUGCACAGAACAAGUUUGCUACAGUGUUGCAGUUGCAAGGUCAAAGGAUGUACCAGCAUUUGGUCCUUCAAUCCCCAAAGGAGUCAUGUUCCCCAAAUCAGCAGUAUUCCGGGACUUCCUGCUGGCCAAGAUGAUCAACGGUGAGAAUGCUGCACACAAGUCUGAAAAGUUCCGUGCCAUGGCCACACGCACCCGCCAAGAGUACCUAAUGGACCUGGCAGAAAACUUUGCCAGUGCCACACCAGUGGACUCAUCAGCAGCUAAGUUCAGCUUCAUCACAUUAGGUGCAAAGAGGAAGGAACGCAGCAGGCCACGAGUCAAUGCACAACUUCACAGCACAGGCGCCAUCACCUGGGAAGUGGUCCCCCAGGACUGCUGUCUGUCCACGGAUGUUGGUUGCCUCCUGGCCAUAUCCAGAGAGUUCGUGGUGCUUAUUGAAGAAUCUUCCAAGGAGGUAGUGUUUAACUGCUAUUGUAAGGAUGUGAUUGGUUGGAGCUCAUUCCCAGCAGCGGGCAGAGUGAAGCUGUUCUAUGAGCAUGGAGACUGUGUAGUGUUUUCUGUUCAGGAUGGCUGUGCUGAGGAGGUCCGUGAAGUCACACAACGACUUGAGAUAGUCACUAGAGGCUGUGAGACAGUAGAGAUGGUUCUGCGCAGGAACGCUUUGGGCCAGCUGGGCUUCCAUGUGAACUUUGAGGGAGUAGUGGCCGAUGUGGAGCCUUUCGGAUUUGCUUGGCAGGCAGGGCUACGCCCAGGUAGCCGCCUAGUUGAGAUUUGCAAAGUCACUGUUGCAACGCUGUCUCAUGAGCAGAUGAUUGAGCUGCUGCGGACUUCCACCAAUGUCUCGGUGGUGGUUGUUCAGCCACAUGAGGAUGGGACGCCUAGAAGGGCUUGCUCAGAGCUGUGUCGCUUCCCCGUUGUGGAGUACAAGACAGUCAGCGCUGGAGCUGGCUGGCAUCGCAUGAUGCAUGUGCCCCAGGGUCCUCCUGUGGACAGGCCCUCCUGUGGACAGCAAAUGUACCAGUGUGUGGCCAUCCCCCGCAGUACCUCCUUUGACAAGAAAUACCACGAUGGUACCAGGAUCCUGCAUGACUUUGAGCUGGUCCAGAGCUCAUCAGGAAACCCUAGUCUGCCCUAUUGUAGCUCUCCCAGUAACCAGUCCACUUCUAGUGACCCAGGACCCUGUGGUACUUGGAGCCAGAAAGUUGGGUACGAUGGAUGCCAGUCCCCUGCUUUUCACAACCAGGCUGAAGGGAAGGAGACAGAAGGCUAUAGAGUACAAGAAUCCAGACUGGACCGGGCCAGAUCUGCUGUAUCUUUUUUUGUUUCAGAAGCCAAGUGGCACAUCCCAUCCACUAGGAUACUGAACAGAGAUAUGCAGAAGCAGGAAAUAAAAGACUUGCCCAUAAAAUUCCCACAGGCCCAAAAGAAGAAUGGUCACAGUCAUUGCUCUAGUCACUCCAGUAGCAACACUCUAUCCAGUAAUGCUUCAAGCAGCAGUGAUGACAAGCGCUUUGGCUCAGGAGACCCCAUGGAUCCUGCAACCCUGGACCUCACUUACAUUAAAGGUGCAUCCACUGACAGUGGCAUUGACACAACCCCCUGUAUGCCCGCCCCACCACCUCUUCCACUGACCAUUCCAGACGUAGACCCUGUGGAAAUUGUGCCAAGGAGUGAUAGAGGACAGACAGGCUUUCCUUGGGCACUGGAGUACCAACAGGAAGAAGAGAGGGAGGGAGACAGGGAGAAGAUGUUACUGACGCAGGGUCAUGUCUCCGCUUCAGCAGUAGGCCAUGCCACUGAUGGCAGCACAGGGAACUUGAGUGAAAUCUCCUCUUUAUCCAGGCAGAUAUAUAGGAUGGACUCAUCUCAACUGGUAGGUGCUGAUGGGAAGCUCAAGACACUGUCUAAGGAGGGUUUCCUCAAGAUUCUGCUGCUAGACAGUCUGCCUGGGCAGCUUGGCUAUGACAAGAUGUUCUCUAUGAGUCAGUCAUCACAUCGCCCUCUAUACAGGACACUUUCAGAUGAGAGUCUUUACAGCAGCCACCAGAGGGUGCUGUCUUUGGCCAGCUUGCGGAGCUCCGUACUGGAGCAGGUUCUGCCCAAUGACAUCCUGUUCAGCAGUGCACUGCCAUACCACAGUACCCUGCCCCCUUAUUUGGGCCUCAGCCAUACGGCUAGCCAGUUCAAGAAUGAGCUGUGGUCCUCUGACAAUUCACUAGCAGACAGAGCCAAGCUGACUGAGGCUGGCCUCAUGCCCCUGCCGGACACAACCUCUGGUCUCAAUUGGUCCCAUCUUGUAGACGCUGCACGAGCAUUCAAGGACCAGAAUGUGGAUUUGCCAUGCUCUCUGAAUGAAGAGGAACAGACCACACAGGCAUUGGAGAUCUCAAAGGGACUUAACACAAGAGCUGCAGAGGAUUCAGCUUUGGAAGCAGGGGAUGGCUCACCUGCUCUCCUUUCUGGAAAAGUGAACCAGUUAGAGAUCAUUCUCAGACAGCUUCAACAUGAUCUGAAGAAGGAGCAACAGGACAAGGCUAUGCUGCAGGAACAAGUGCAGCAUCUCAGGCAGGACAACCUUCGGUUGCACGAGGAGAGCCAAACUGCUGCUGCCCAGUUGCGACGUUUCACAGAGUGGUUCCUCAACUCAGUGGAUAGAAAAGCUUGAGUUUUUUUCUUCUUCUUUAGCUUAGCAACUAAACAAUCUGAACUUGUGUAGCCUAAUGUAAACAUAGGCUGUUAGAGAAAAUGUACCCUUUCAUCAUUUGAAUGUGAAUGUGUCUUAAGCUAACAUGCUAAUAGUGCAUCAUCUUUUACAGGGAUUGGUGAUGGGUGUGGUUUAGGUACGAAAGUGGAGAAUGAGAUUAGAUGAGAAAUAAUGGGUGGUAACUAAGGGUAGAAUGGGAAAAAAUGUUUAAGUAGUUCAUAUGAAGUACCAACAUAAGGAAACCUGAAAAUGAAUGUAAUGCAAUAAUGUGUGUUUAAACUGUAAGAUCUUGUGCUUUUAUCCUCAAGCAAAUGUUGUACUUAAUUUAGUCCUGGCUUUUGUCACUGUCCAUCCUUGUCAUUUGUUAAACCAGCCAGAUACAUGCCUUUGUGUUUGAAGGUUCCCCCCAGUGACUCGGUGUAGUGUUAUCUGCUUGUAUGACGUUUUGUAAGUAAUUCAUUGUUACAAAACUGUAGCAGGUAAUUUGGUAAUAGGAUAUUGACAAAACUGUUAAAUAUGAUUUGCUCUGUGUCAUGUUGUUCAAUUUUACAGUUGAAAUUUUGAAGAAAAAAAAAAGAAGCAAUGAAAAUGGUAGUAUGUCUGGUGUCAUUGGUGAUAAAGAAUAAUCAGUUUUCUGUUUCUCUAUUUUUCUUUUUGUAUCCACAUGCAAAAACAUUGUCCAGUCAUAACACUGUUGUAACCUGACAAUCUAAGUUGAAAGAUGUCAGACGAUAUCAUAGACAGUAUCAGAUUCCUAUGACCGCUAACUCUAAACGCCAAAUUAUUUUGUCUCUGUGAAGUACCUCAGAAAAGUGUCUUGUACUUUAGCACUCUUAUUUAAGCCUAUUCAACCCAUUAUUGUUAUUUUAACAAAAUAUUUUCCUGUGUGCACUAAAAAGAGUAAUAGUCAUAUAGUAGCAGUGCUCUGUAUAACUUCUCUGAGAUCUAAAACCAUACUUUCAAAGGAUCACUUCCAGGAAGUUUAAGAUGUGGAUGCUGCUAGAAGAUAGGUUAUUGUUUUAUAUGACCUUCACAAAUAUUUUUUAUUUGUUUGUAUAUCUGUUUUGUUGAAUAUGGGAUAAAAGGUUUGCUUUGUAAAAUAAAGUAUAGGAUGUGAAUAAAGACCCAUGCCCUACUGA
This is a messenger RNA of Colossoma macropomum (tambaqui), 6441 nucleotides long. RefSeq names its product signal-induced proliferation-associated 1 like 2 (gene sipa1l2b). Gene Ontology annotation, cellular component: cytoplasm. Gene Ontology annotation, biological process: regulation of small GTPase mediated signal transduction; activation of GTPase activity. NCBI's taxonomy places the organism in Eukaryota, Metazoa, Chordata, Actinopteri, Characiformes, Serrasalmidae. Gene Ontology annotation, molecular function: protein binding; GTPase activator activity. The transcript is spliced from 20 exons. Bases 557 to 5263 code for a protein of 1568 amino acids. The record is from RefSeq and is a predicted model, not a curated record.